Molecule: messenger RNA, 525 nt
Organism: Exophiala aquamarina CBS 119918
Lineage: Eukaryota; Fungi; Ascomycota; Eurotiomycetes; Chaetothyriales; Herpotrichiellaceae
Product: peptidyl-prolyl cis-trans isomerase-like 3
Exons: 1
Coding region: 1-525 (174 amino acids)
Biological process (GO): protein peptidyl-prolyl isomerization; protein folding
Cellular component (GO): catalytic step 2 spliceosome
Molecular function (GO): peptidyl-prolyl cis-trans isomerase activity
Source: RefSeq, a predicted model, not a curated record
AUGAAUAACCAGCUGCAGACUACUCACGGUGACCUCAAGAUUGAGAUCUUCUGUGAAUCCGUUCCUAGGACGGCUGAGAAUUUCCUAGCACUGUGCGCGUCCGGAGCUUAUAAUGGGACCCCCUUUCAUCGAAUGAUCCCCGAGUUCAUGAUCCAAGGCGGCGACACCUCACAGUCAUCUCGUGAAGGUACAACGGACGCAGUCGUGAAGGGAGGGACCUCGAUCUGGGGAGAAUACUUUGAGGACGAGAUCAAGAUUCCGGCUCUGCGACAUUCGGGCCGGGGCAUGCUUUCGAUGGCGAAUAAGGGGCCCAAAACCAACGGAAGUCAAUUCUUCAUCACUUUCAAGGAAGCGCCACAUCUUGACGGGAAAAACACUGUCUUUGGUCGCAUCAUCGAAGGAGCGGAGGAAGGAGGUACUCUGGACAAGAUGGAAGCUGUCGCAGUUGACAAAAAAUACCGACCAAAGGGGGAAAAGAUUACGCUCAAUGCGGUCACGAUCCAUGCCAACCCACUGGCUAGCUAG